CAGCUGAACAACAUGGCCGGCGGCGGAGCCAAGGGCGAGGCAAACGAAGACCACCUCGACAAGACGAUCGACUGGGUACAAGAACACGUCCUUAAGGCAGGCCAGCAGAAGGACGAGAGCGCGAUCGAGCAGGCCAAGGAUGAGCAGAUCAGCGACUUCAUUCGCAAGGGUUUCAAGGGCGCCACCGGUCACGAACUCCCUGUCAAGGACAAGUAG
This is a messenger RNA of Epithele typhae, 216 nucleotides long. RefSeq lists its product as uncharacterized. The record is from RefSeq and is a predicted model, not a curated record. NCBI's taxonomy places the organism in Eukaryota, Fungi, Basidiomycota, Agaricomycetes, Polyporales, Epitheliaceae. The annotation marks the transcript as partial. The transcript has 2 exons.